This is a messenger RNA of Colletotrichum higginsianum IMI 349063, 678 nucleotides long. Its product is annotated as Maleylacetoacetate isomerase. Gene Ontology annotation, cellular component: cytoplasm; mitochondrion. Gene Ontology annotation, biological process: glutathione metabolic process; L-phenylalanine catabolic process. Bases 1 to 678 code for a protein of 225 amino acids. Gene Ontology annotation, molecular function: glutathione transferase activity; maleylacetoacetate isomerase activity. NCBI's taxonomy places the organism in Eukaryota, Fungi, Ascomycota, Sordariomycetes, Glomerellales, Glomerellaceae. The transcript has a single exon. The record is from RefSeq and is a predicted model, not a curated record.
AUGGCCGAAGCGGACUACACCCUCUACUCCUACUUCCGCUCCUCCUGCUCGGCGCGUCUCCGAAUCGCCCUCAACCUCAAGUCCAUCCCCUACACCACGAUCCCGACCAACCUCCUGAAGGACGAACACCUCUCGCCGUCCCACCGCGCCCUCAACCCCUCGGCCAGCGUGCCGCUCCUCGUCCAUCACGCUGCCGCCGCCGCGGACUUCAAGGUGACCCAGUCCGUCGCCGCGCUCGAGUACCUCGAGGAAGCCCACCCGUCGUCGACCCCCUUGCUGCCCGGGGUCGACGACCCCAGGGCCCGCGCCGUGGUCCGCAGCCUGGUCAACAUCGUCGCCUGCGACGUCCAGCCCGUGACGAACCUGCGCGUCAUGCGGCGCGUGCGGGCGCUCGGCGGCGACGCGGAGCGCUGGAACCGCGAGCUCACGGCGGACGGCUUCGCGGCGUACGAGGCCGUCGCGAGCGAGUGGGCCGGCGCGUACUCCGUCGGCGACCACGUCUCCCUCGCGGACGUGUGUCUGCUGCCGGCGUACUGGAACGCCGAGAGGUUCGGCGUGGAUCUGGGCGUGUAUCCCACGAUCGCGAGAAUCGUGGGGAAUCUCAAGGAUUACGAGGCGGUGGUGAGGGCGCAUUAUUUUAACCAGCCGGAUACUCCCGACGAGCUUAGGAUGAAGUAG